AUGGCAGAAGAGACAACUUCAGCAAAUGGCUUUAUCACACUCAUGACAAAUAUCCAAGACUUUCUGAGUGAGGCUCAUACACUGACUGAAAGGACAACUCGUGAAUUGGAAAUGAGUGGUACAAAACAAACGAUGAGAAAAGUGAGUGAUUCGAAUUGGGAAGAAACACAAACACGUGCCUUCACAAAGUGGGUCAAUUCUCACCUGAAGAAACGUGAAGGUAUUGCUCUUGUUGAGAAUUUAAUCAAUGAUGUUCAAACUGGUGUUCCAAUUUUUGUUCUUUAUGAAAUUAUCAGUGGUGAAAAACUUGGUAAAAUGUACAACAAUCCUGAGAGUAAAUUUCACAAGAUUGCCAAUUUGAAUAUAGUCAUUGAUCGUAUCAAUCAAGUUGUGGAAACAAUGGGUAUUAAAUUGCAAUUCUCAGCUGAACAAGUUUUCAAUGGAGAAAAGAGACAAAUCUUGGGUUUAAUUUGGACUUUAAUUUUGAGAUUUCAAAUUACAAAAACUUUGGAAAUUGAACAACCUAUUGUUAAAGUUGAUACUCCUCCAGUGAAAGUGGAAAGUAAUGAAGAACACAAGGAAGCAGUGCCAGUUGUCGAACCUGUGAAACAACAACAUACAACAAAACCUCAAAAGAAGACAAAUGCUGGUGAUAGUGCUAAAAUGGAAUUAUUAAAAUGGGUCCAAGAAAAAUUGGUUCCAUAUGCUGGUGAGUUCCUUGUAAAGGAUUUCACAUCAAGUUGGCAAGAUGGUAAGGCACUUGCUGCUUUGAUUAGUACUUUGAAACCAAGAGCACUCAAAUAUAAAAAGAUUGAUUUUGUAAAUACUACACCAUUGGAAAUUAACAGAGAAUCAAUUAGAAUUGCUGAAGAAGAAUUGGAUAUUCCUGAAAUUAUUGAUCCUGAGGACAUUACUGAUUCACCAGAAGAACUCUCAUUAAUGACCUAUAUUUCCUAUUUCAGAGAUUAUGACAGACUUCAUCCAGAAGAACAAAUUGAAGAAGAGGAAGUUCCUGAGGAACCAGUUGUGGAAAUUAUUGAAGAUAUUCGUCCAGAAAUUGAUCCAUCAAAAUGUAUUGCUGAAGGUCCAGCUUUUGAUGAAUCAAAUCCACCAAUUCCAGGUCAACCAACUCAUUUCACAAUUGUCACCUAUGAUGAAGAAGGGAACAAAUAUAUUCCAAAGAGUACUGAAGAUGAUGAAAAUCAAAUUACUGUCAACUUAUUCAGUCCAUACGUUUCCGAAGAAAUUCCAGAACCUGACAUUAAGAAUAAUGGUGAUGGUACCUAUGAUGUUUCAUUUGUAGUUCCAGUUGGAGCUAAGGAUUUGAAGGCACUUAUUGUUGUCAAUGGUGAAAGUAUUCAAGGUACUCCUCACUCUGUUCCAAAUGCUUCAAUCUUUGAUCCUGCCAAGAGUAUUGUUGUUGGUGAAGGCGUUCAACCUUAUAAUUUAUAUGUUGACGAAAUUACUGACUUUGUUGUGGAAUGUAGAGAUACUAAUGGAGCUAACAUUUUACAAAGUGUUCCAGAUUUGCAAUUUGAUCUUGUCUUGAAGGAUACUGAUACUGGUAAUGAGUACCCAGUUAAAGCUCAACAAGUUGACAAUGCUGAUGGUACAUAUACAAUCAGCUAUGUUCCUGAUUGCCCAUCUGGUUCUUAUGAACUCUCUGUUUUGACAAACAAAGGAGAAAAAGUAGGAAAUUCUCCAUUUGAUGUUACCUUCCAACAAAAAGUCAUGCCAGCACAAUGCGUUGCCAAAGGUAAUGGUAUUUUGCCUUUCGGUUUAAAGACUGGUGUUGCCACUAGUUUCACAAUUGAAAUUAAUGAUAAGAAUGGUAAAAUUAUUCCAUAUGCCGAUGAAGAAAUUUUAGUUGAUAUUUUGAGUGGAGAUGAACUUGUUGAACCAAGUGACUAUUUCUUAACUGUUACCAAUAAUCAAAAUGGUACCUAUACUGUUAAUUACAAACCAAAGAAAGCUGGAACUCACUUCAUUUCUGUAAAGUGUAAUGAUGAAAAUAUUUCACAAAGUCCAUUCAAGGUAGAAAUUUCAACUCUUCCUUCUGCUCCAAACUCUAAACUCAAACUUGUUUCAGUUAAAUCAUUGCCAAACUUGAUUGAACAAGAAAUUGACCUUAAGGCUCUCGACUCAUUUGGUGUUAAAACAGCAAAGAAUUGCAAGUUGGUUGCCUUAGUUGAAGAUGAUGAUGGAAAUCUCAUUCCAGCAACUAUUGUUCCAGGUGAAGAUGAUAAACUCAAGGUUGUCUUCAAGCCAACCAAAGCUGGACAAAAGUACAAGACCAAGAUUCUCAUGGAUGGCGUUCCAGUUGGUGAUAGUUUCACUGUUCAACACAAACCAAUUUUAUCUUGUCCUUUGACAAGAGUUUUCGGUCCUGGAUUGAAUGGAGCUGAUUUAUUCUCCAAGGAUAGCGUUCCUGCCAUGUUCAAGAUCAAAUCAAUUGACAAUAAUCGUAAUCCAUACCUUCAAUCAAACUUGCAACCAGUCAAGGCCUCAGCAAAGAAACUCAAGAGACUUGCCAAAAGUAUUUUCAAAGAACCAGAUUAUUUUACAGAUUUGUUGAAUCCACAAUAUGAUUUACAAUUAGAUGAUGAAUCAGUAGUUGAAUCUAUUGACUUUUCUAAAUCAGUUGAUCUUGAUGAAGUUAGACCAGCAUUGGAAAGACACAUCAAGGCAACACCUUUCAAGGUUAUUGUUAAAAAUGAAAACACUGGAGAAGAUAUUCCAGCUAUUGUUUUCAAUACAGCCCCAGCCGAAUAUACAGUCUUUUACAAUCCAACUACGGCUGGCCCUAUUUCUAUUAGUGUUGUUGAUAAGAAAGAUCAACAUCCAGUUGCUGACAGCCCAUACCAAGCUUUCGUUACUGAAGGAGUCAACCCAAUGCUUUGCCAAGUUAAGGGUCCAGCAUUGUUGAAGGCUUACAAGGGAAGACCAACCUAUCUCACUAUUCUUCCAAGAGAUGCCAACAAUUCACCAAUUUCUGUUGGUGGACACGAAUUUUAUGCCAAUCUUGCUGAUAAUAAUGGAGUUUCAUGUAUUGUACCACUAACAAUUGUAGAUAAUAAUAAUGGUACCUAUGAUGUUAAAUUCACUCCUCAAGCUAAGGGAAAACAUUUGAUUUCAAUCAAGCAUGAUGGCCAAGAUCUCAAAGAUUCACCAUUUCCAAUCUUUGUCAGAGAUGAUGAGUUUGCUCCAUAUGCCAAGAAUUGUCAAGUAUUUGACAAUCCAUCCAAGAUGAAGACUACCAAACCACGUCACUUCUUUGUACAAAUGAAGGAUAAGGAUAAUAAUCCAAUUCUCUCUGGUGGUGAUCCUCUCAAGGCCACGCUCAAGACACCUGAAGGAAAGCUCGUUCAACACCUUGCAGUCAUUGAUCCAAACACUGGUAAAUAUAAGAUUCCACUCAAUCCUAAGGUUCCAGGUAAAUAUAUUGUAACUUGUUCACUGGGUGAUGAAGAAGAUGGAGGUGAAGUCAUUUCAGGUUCUCCAUUCCAUCUCAAUGUUACACCUGGCAUUUCACCAUUGAAGACUGAAAUUGGUGAUUGGGAAUUUGACAUUCAAACAGCUCAAGACAAUGAACCAGAGGACUUAUUCAUCAAGAUUAAAUCACCAUCUGGAAAAGUCAUCUCACCAACCAUCAUCAAGUGUCCAAGACCUGAAAAUCAUCAACCAAAUGAUGAUGACGAAUACUCGAAAGGAGACAGAUUCAAACUUAUUAUCAGAACUACAGAAGUUGAAAAGGGAGACUACUUGAUCUAUGCUAAUAUUUGUGGAUACCCAGUAAAGGGAUCACCAUUCAAGCAAACUCUAGAUGUUAGAUGUUAAUAAAUAUGAAAUGCUUAAUUUAAUUC
Naegleria gruberi is the source of this 3863-nucleotide messenger RNA. RefSeq lists its product as uncharacterized. Bases 1 to 3837 code for a protein of 1278 amino acids. Gene Ontology annotation, biological process: actin cytoskeleton organization. NCBI's taxonomy places the organism in Eukaryota, Heterolobosea, Eutetramitea, Acrasida, Naegleriidae. The record is from RefSeq and is a predicted model, not a curated record. The transcript has 4 exons. Gene Ontology annotation, molecular function: actin filament binding.